Messenger RNA from Cordyceps militaris CM01, 1422 nucleotides. RefSeq names its product nuclear segregation protein (Bfr1), putative. The coding region runs from base 1 to 1422 and encodes 473 amino acids. Gene Ontology annotation, biological process: intracellular mRNA localization. NCBI's taxonomy places the organism in Eukaryota, Fungi, Ascomycota, Sordariomycetes, Hypocreales, Cordycipitaceae. Gene Ontology annotation, cellular component: ribonucleoprotein complex; nuclear outer membrane-endoplasmic reticulum membrane network; endoplasmic reticulum. The record is from RefSeq and is a predicted model, not a curated record. Gene Ontology annotation, molecular function: mRNA binding. The transcript has 3 exons.
AUGGCCGCCGAGACUGCUACCCCUUCCGCUCCCGCCCCUGCUGGCGGUCGCCCGCAGAAGCCAGACGAGACUGUCUUCAAGGCGGAGGUCGAGAAGGCCGAGAAGGCGCACAAGGCCGCCAUGGACCGUCUGAACGCUGUCAAGGCCAAGAUCGAUGUUGCCAUGCCCAACAAGAACAAGGACCAGGCUAGCCCCAUCCAGAAGCGUCGCCAGGAACUCAUUGCUCAGGCCAACGAAAUCCGCCAGAAGCAGGCCGGUGGCAAGAAUGCCCGUACAUCCAAGCUCGACCAAAUCAAGCGUCUCGACGAGCAGGUCCGUAGCCGCAUCGCUGAGCAGAAGACUGCCAAGGCCAAGGUUCCCUUUAAGACCGCCGACGAUGUUGACCGCCAGAUCGCCAAUCUCGACGCCCAGGUUAACUCAGGCAGCAUGAAGCUCGUCGAGGAGCGCAAGGCCCUCGCCGACAUCUCCGCUCUGCGCAAGGUUCGCAAGGCCUUUGGCCAGUUUGACGACUCCCAGAAGCAGAUUGAUGAGCUCCGCGCUAAGAUCAAGGAGAUCAAGGAUAGUAUGGAGGACCCUGAGCAAAAGGCCAUGUCGGAGCAGUACAACAAGAUCCAGGCCGAGCUCGACCAGAUCAAGGCCGAGCAGGAUACGGCCUACAAGGGCCUGUCUAGCCUGCGUGACGAGCGUACCAAGCUCCACGCCGAGCAGCAGGAGACCUUUACAGCCAUCCGCAAGCUCAAGGACGACUACUACUCGCAGAAGAAGGCCGCCAUGGCCUACGAACGUGAGGCCCGUGAAAAGGCCCGCGAGCGCCGCGAGGCCGAGAACAAGCGCUAUCACCUUGAGCGCAAGAAGGCCGAGGCCGAGCGCCUGCUCUCUGAGGCUAGCGACCCUGCCUUCCUCGAGGAGAUUCGCCGCGCUAACAACCUGCUCGUCUUCCUUGACCCCAGCCAGAAGCCGGCUGAGAAGACUCCUCUUCUCGCUGCCAGCGGCAUGACCGCCCAGGCCCAGCGUACCGUCGACGCCACUGGCCUCAAGGGUACCGCCCUCAAGAAGAAGGAGGAUCGCGGAGACGACUACCUCCCCGCUGCGAAGAAGGGCAAGAAGGGCAAGAAGAGCGGUGCUAGCACUGCCACCAAAGGCUACAGCUGCCCUCCGUCUGUCGUGGAGGACUGCGCCUUCAUGGGCAUUGACCCUCCCAUGAGCGCCGAGGACGUCCCCGCGGUUGUUGAGAAGGUCCAGGCCAAGCUCAACAGCUGGAAGGCUGACCAGGCAGCCCAGACCCAAAAGAACGUCGACGCUGCCAAGAAGAGAAUCGAGGAGCUUGACAAGGCGGAUGAGGAGGGCGCUAACGGCGACAAGACUGAAAAGGUUGCCGAGGACCUCAGCAAGGCCUCCAUCUCCGAGAAGCAGGAUGCUUAA